Impatiens glandulifera is the source of this 732-nucleotide messenger RNA. RefSeq lists its product as uncharacterized. Bases 1 to 732 code for a protein of 243 amino acids. Gene Ontology annotation, molecular function: zinc ion binding. NCBI's taxonomy places the organism in Eukaryota, Viridiplantae, Streptophyta, Magnoliopsida, Ericales, Balsaminaceae. The transcript has a single exon. The record is from RefSeq and is a predicted model, not a curated record.
AUGUCAUGUUGUGCUGGAAAAAAGAUUUGUGACUUUUGUGGUCAUAAUAAAGCAUUACUCUUUUGUCAAUCUCAUCCCGACGUCGUCUUUCUCUGCUUUGAAUGCGAUGUACAAAUUCAUCAGGGCCACGACGCGGCUCGCCAUGUUCGUUGUUCAAUUAUUUGCUCCCAAUGUCAAUUAUUAUUAACUCCCAUCCAAGAUGAUUCCGACGAGGAUCUCGCUAGCUGCUCAACCUCAGAGUCCUCGACCACAGAGACCGUUGCAGUUACUUCGAAGAAGAGGAAACGCACAGAUAGUAUGACUCCAGAUCAGUUCUCAUCAUCCACGGGGGACCAUUCCAUUCCUCCGUUGGUAAUUGAUGGCGAUUCAACCAAACUCGGUCCUCCAAAAUCCUUGAUGGUGGAAGAUUGGUGUGAAAGUAUGUGUUUGAACGCAGAGGCAAAGUUGAUGGUUGUUCAGAUAGCAGGCCGUCUGCGCUGGAAUGAGUUGAAAAGCGACAUUCCGUUGAGCAUUUCAGUGGCGGCCAUGAUCUUGCGCGGCCUUAAAGUAUUAGGUUUUUUCUCUGGACCGGUGUGGCCACAUAAUCUUAAAUUAUUUGCUAAGCUGGCGAAGUUAGCCGGUGCUCCGACUGAUCUGAUACAGGAUGCCGAGUCGAGGCUUGAUAAAGCCGCUAAAAUCCUAAAACAACGCCGCCGUCAACAAUUGUCCCAAGAAGGAUGGGAUGAAAACUAA